Molecule: messenger RNA, 513 nt
Organism: Guillardia theta CCMP2712
Lineage: Eukaryota; Cryptophyceae; Pyrenomonadales; Geminigeraceae
Exons: 1
Coding region: 1-513 (170 amino acids)
Biological process (GO): protein catabolic process
Source: RefSeq, a predicted model, not a curated record
AUGAAACGCUCUAGCCUCCUCUUCUACUGUAUAUUUGCGUACCUAAAAACUCUCAUGGAUUCAUCAUCAGAAUUCAACCAGUUAGGGUUUGCUCCUGGCAUCACCAUCGAGGGUCAGUAUCUGGCAAGUCUCGUUCCUACACGCUCGCCCUCCUCGAAAUGUGCUAAUCCUGUGCCUCAGAAAAUUCACAAUUCUAUGGAAUGGGACAGGGCACUAGAACAUUUGCAUUGGCAGAGGGAUCAGGGCUUCAAUGGUCAGUUCUGGAGAGUGCUCUUGCACGAUGAUGAUCAACACACCAUGGAAUAUGCUAUGGACGUGAUUGAAGAAAUUUUGAAACAAGAGCAUGUUGGUCCAUUUCCUGGAUUUGUGCGAAAAGCAAGGGUGAGGUGGAUAGCAUACCAAACUCAUCACUACGGCAAAGGAACUUUAGCAACGCUCCCGGAAGUGAAUGCAAGAAGAGCACGGCAGAUGCUUGAGAGCGCAGGCUUCGCUUGCUCCCUUGUUCCUGAAUGA